AUGUCUUCCGCCGCCGCCCGUCCCUUCCCCGGCGAGCUCAUCCGAGGGCUUCGAUCGGCGGCGGAGCCGAGGAGCAGCUUUGUCUCUGUCAGGCGCCUCUCCGUUGUCUCCUUCCCCCUCGCCUUCCAGUGGUUCUCCUGGCCCAAAUCCCGCUCCCCCCUCCGUCCUGUCAGAUCUCAGCAACCUCAACAGCAGCAGCAGCAGCAGGAGGAAGCCGUAGACCUCGCCGUCCUCCCCCAGGGGCUCCGGGAGAUCAUCUCCCUCUUCCAGUCUGUCUCCGACCCCAAGGCCAAGUACCAGCAGCUACUCCACUACGGCGGCCGGCUGCCGCCGCUGGAUCCCCGGUACAAGACUGAAGAGCACCGCGUCAGAGGCUGCGUCUCGCAGGUCUGGGUGCGAGCCUUCCCCGAUCCCGGUGAUCCCGCCGCCGUCCGCUUCGAAGCUGAUUCCGAUUCCGCCCUAACCAAGGGCCUCGCCGCUCUUCUCGUCCUAGGGCUCUCCGGAGCUCCCGCGCCGGCCAUCGCUCGCAUCCCGCCGGAGUUCGUUCACCUACUCGGCCUCCGGCAAAGCCUCACGCCGUCCAGGAACAACGGAUUCCUGAACAUGUUGAAGCUGAUGCAGCUGAAGGCGCUCCAGCUCUACGCCCAGGGCGGCGGCGAUCCUGCGACCAAUUCCGCCUCCGGCGAGGAGAUCGCAAGCUCCGACGGAAGCAUCGGCUCUGUAAUAACAGAGGUCCCGGAGGGGAGAGAAGCUAACUCCGGCGUAAAUGGAAAUAGGGUCGACCACCGUCCGGCGCUCACCAGCAUUCAGGAGGUGUCAGAAGUUAACUUGGACGCCGUCGAUGAUAUCUCACCGGCGCCGACCGGUGGCUCCGGUGGCAGAGCAGCGAGGAUAAGAGAGAGAUUGCAGAGGGAGCUUCUUCCUCUGGAACUGGAACUGGAGGACAUCUCGUACCAGCACGCAGGUCACGCCGGCGUCAGAGGAAGCAGCGAUGGGGAGACCCAUUACAAUCUGAGGAUCGUCUCCAAGGAGUUCGAAGGCAAGACCCUGGUGAAGAGGCACAGGCUUGUUUAUGAUCUGUUGCAGGAGGAGCUCCAGACUGGCCUGCACGCCCUCUCCAUCGUCGCCAAAACCCCAUCCGAAGUCGGCAUGAAGUAG
Messenger RNA from Spirodela intermedia, 1158 nucleotides. The record is from the annotation of a GenBank genome assembly. NCBI's taxonomy places the organism in Eukaryota, Viridiplantae, Streptophyta, Magnoliopsida, Alismatales, Araceae.